Molecule: messenger RNA, 1302 nt
Organism: Cannabis sativa
Lineage: Eukaryota; Viridiplantae; Streptophyta; Magnoliopsida; Rosales; Cannabaceae
Exons: 3
Coding region: 1-1302 (433 amino acids)
Biological process (GO): meristem development; meristem maintenance
Source: RefSeq, a predicted model, not a curated record
AUGGAGGAGCUUCGUGCUGAGCUCUUAAGGUUAACUGAGGAGCUUUCCUCAUCUAAAGAAACAGUGGAAUAUUUAUGUUCUCUAGUUUCCCUUCUUCAGGGUGAUGUUUCGGGUUGGCGAGGUAAGCUUGUCGCCGUUGAAAAAUGGAGAGACGAUCGUAUUUCUGAUGAACUCAGGAACAUCCUCUCUCAUUUGAACGAAGGCAAUGAUUUUGAAAUUGACUAUCGAUCACUUUCUGGCGCAGUCAAUGGUUGGAAGGAUUGGAGUACUUCUGUGUUAACACGUUUUCAGGCACCUUUGAAAUCAGUGGGUAUAUUAUCUUCCAUGUGGGUAUGCUCUGGUAUUGAGAUAUUUCGUGAUGUGACUAUUUUGAAUCAAUUAGUGAGUUGCUGGUGUCCUACGACUCACACAUUUUUGGUGAAUUGGGGUGAGUUUUCUGUAACAUUAGAAGAUGUCUAUGCUCUCCUUUUACUGCCUAUAUGUGGUAUUACUUCCGCGAUUGAACCUCUGUCGAAAGAUGAGAAAGACCUGUUGUCAGCCUUCACGGAAGCAUCCAAUGAUUUUAAAAAAAUGAUGCCACAUUUAAGUAGGUACGUUUUUCCCUCAAAACAAUCCAAGUCGGUACGUCGUGCUUUAUACCCCUUAGCAUGUAAACUUGCCCGCGAGAAGCAACUCCCAAUAGGAGCUUUUUACCUAGGAACUUUGUAUCAUAACUUAGAUUCCAUAGUUCGUGAUAUAAAUUCCGGAAGUAUGAAGACAAUUAGUGUCGUGGAUGCUUCUUUCCUCCAACUGUUUAUUUGGGAGUGUUUUCAUAAGCUUGCCCCACCCCGUAAAUGUUUGAAGGAUGGAAGCCCUCGUGCUUGGUCACGGUUUCGUUCUCGUUUAAAGGGUUCAAUACAGUUGACUGAUAUCGUUGACUAUAUUUCAGAAUUCAACUUCCGCCCGUAUCUUACUAACAUAGAUGCUUAUUUCACCCUGGACAUGUAUGAUGGAAGUGUGGUACCAUUAACGAGCGAGGUUCGAUCGAAUCUGAAUGUUUCUCGUGGCGGUAUAGGAUUUUGGUUUGCUAUUUGUCUUCCUCGGUGGUUGUUGUGCCUUCAAGAUAACUCAAAAUCUCUUUCUUGGUCUUUUAUUUCAUAUCGUCCUGAUCGUGUGGCUAGACAAUUUGGAUUUGACCAACAUGUUCCUCAUGAUCGUAAGGCAGGGAGUCUAGAAAAGGCAUCAAAAUCAUGUUUGUUAGGUUCUCUUCAAGUUUCAAAACGUUCGCAUAACUUGUUCCAACUCCCAUGUAAGGAGAGGUAG